UUGCAAUCUUUCAUCGCGACCGUCCUCAACACCAUCCAUGGGUUAACGGAAAGUGCAGGUGGGGAAAUUUGGACGCUUUCAGAGUUGAAGAGCAAUCGGGCUCAGGAUGGCGCUUGUCCCACACUGCUGCGCUCGUUGGCCGCGUGGUCAGUGUGGACCGCCGCGUUCAGCUUGUUCUUUGCUGUUGCAGUUGUGGUUACGUACAUGCCAUCGGCGCUGUCUUGUCAGGAGAUUUUCAUGGUCGACUAUCUCGGAGUCUAUUCAGUGCUGCCUUUUAUUUUAAUACCGAUCGUGAUGAUGGCUGCCGGUCUGACCAACAGAUGGUCAUGCUGUUCGUCUACGGCCCAUGUGCGAGUGUUUAAUAGCGUCAGCGCUGGCCUGACAGCUCUGCUCUUCAUUGCUCUCCCAAUCGUAUUCCAUCUUCAGGAGCCAUCAGCUACCGUAUAUUUCCUGAUGUUGCUUCUGGCACCUCUGGGCUUAUGCGUAAGUGGCGUACUGCGCAGUCUGUGCUUGGUGGGACGAGUUUAUACGCAACACAUCACUGCCUUCAUAGGAGUCAGUUUUGCCGUCGCCUUUCAUCACCGCACCACUGCUUGUCUUCGCCGUACUCAGAACGAAGUGAGUUGUUCAAAGAAAUUUGUCUUUUCCUUC
Molecule: messenger RNA, 651 nt
Organism: Ostertagia ostertagi
Lineage: Eukaryota; Metazoa; Nematoda; Chromadorea; Rhabditida; Trichostrongylidae
Source: the annotation of a GenBank genome assembly